AUGAACAGCUCUGUGUCUACAGUCCCCAUUACCUUUACAAUCUAUAGCUCUCUAGGUCUGUACAACUUUGCACUGGUCAUUUGUAUCUUUGUCCUCUACGUUUCAGGUGUGUGUAUUAACCUUUUCCUUGUUGUGGUUAUUUGCAUGGAGCCUCGCCUUCACAGACCGAUGUACGUUCUGUUAGUGAACCUGGCUCUGAGCGGGGUGAUGGGCAGCUCCUCUGUGUGUCCGAACAUCAUCAAACACCUCAUAGCGAACAGACAGGAAACUUCUCUGGAAGGCUGCUUAGCACAGGUGUUUUUCACCAACGUGUACGGCGGCUGCAUCUUCUGUAUCUUAGCGCUGAUGGCCUACGAUCGUUACGUUUCCAUCUGUAAACCUCUGCUGUAUCACUCCAUCAUGACGCCGGCUAAAGUCAAACUGAUGCUGAUGGGGGUUUACUUCGUCCUCAGCUCCUCCUCGGCCGUCCAGGUGUAUCUGACGUCCAGACUCAGACUGUGCAGACACACGGUCGACAAGCUUUUAUGCGACAGUCUGGUGAUUGCAAACCUUUCUUGUACAAAGACAACUCUGAUCAGCGUGUACGGUUUGUGCUGUGCUAUCUGUGCCAUCAUUUUCCCUUGUUUUCUAGUCAUUCUGUCAUACGUUCACAUUUUCAUUGUGGUCCUGAAAACCUCGAAGGAGUCGCAGAGGAAAGCGCUGCAGACGUGCACCCCUCACUUAGUGACCUUUAUUAAUUUCUCCGUGGCGUCCUUCUUUGGUGUCAUCUAUAACCGCCUGAGUUAUGAAGUUCCAAAGGCAGUGAAUGUUUUGACGUGUAUAAAUUUUUUUGUCAUCCCUCCUCUGCUCCAUCCCAUAAUUUAUGGCAUUAAAAUGAAAGAGAUUCGCCAAAGUAUAAACAAGAUGAUGAAAGAUAAAAUUACACAAGUGAGUUUCCGCAAACCUCACUGCUAA
This is a messenger RNA of Toxotes jaculatrix (banded archerfish), 954 nucleotides long. It is a transcript of the gene or60a1, whose product is annotated as olfactory receptor 5AN1. The record is from RefSeq and is a predicted model, not a curated record. Gene Ontology annotation, biological process: G protein-coupled receptor signaling pathway. The transcript has a single exon. The coding region runs from base 1 to 954 and encodes 317 amino acids. NCBI's taxonomy places the organism in Eukaryota, Metazoa, Chordata, Actinopteri, Toxotidae. Gene Ontology annotation, molecular function: olfactory receptor activity; G protein-coupled receptor activity. Gene Ontology annotation, cellular component: membrane.